Messenger RNA from Notodromas monacha, 5770 nucleotides. The record is from the annotation of a GenBank genome assembly. NCBI's taxonomy places the organism in Eukaryota, Metazoa, Arthropoda, Ostracoda, Podocopida, Cyprididae.
AUGAAGGAUUCUGAAGCUAUAUUUCACGUAAAUGAAACUUCUAUGGAUUUCCGCACGUUUCCAUUUCUUCCAACGGUGAAUGAUUUGCUGGGUGAUGAGAAGCAUCAGGCUCUGCACGCAGAUUUCACGAGUGGUCAAUAUUUGAACAUCAGUCAUUAUCUUCACGUUCAAUCCCGCUUGAUGAGAGAAGACUUCAUAAAACCCUUGCGAGAAGGAGUAGCGGAAAUCUCCAAACGAAUUGAAAAUGACCGCCGCACUUUCGCCGCUUGGCACAAGACUCUCAGUGUUGGGAUUUAUGGGAAAGGAGUGAUUACUGGGAUUGUUCGCAAACCAGUCGGUGUCACCUUCGAACUCAAAAUUUCUUCGUCAAAUUCAAGUCAAGUUCCAUGGAAAAUUGGAAGGCGGUUGAUGUACGGCUCCGUGUUAUGCCUUACUAAUGAUAACUUCAAAAGCGUAAUGUUUGCGUCUAUUGCGGAGCGAAAAUUGCGAGACGCGAAGCAUUGGAUCGUAAAAAUACGACCUGAAACUGAUGAUCUAAACUUGAAGUUUUGGAUGGGCAGUCCUGAAUUCCUGAUCGUGGAAACCACUGCUUUCUUCGAGUCGUAUCGUCAGAUCAUGUUUGCUUUGCGAAAUAUUCCUUUGGAGAAAUAUUCACUGAAGAAGUACAUUGUGGAUGCUGAAAAUAUCGUGUCUGUUCCUAAAUAUCUCUUGGAUCACGAAGGCAAGGAGUCGCAGGUAUUCCCUUUGGAAUUCAGAGGACGAAAUUUGGUGGGGAAUCCUUUUUCCGGCGAAUGGCCGGAACCUGAGGAACUUGGGCUGGACAAAGCUCAGUUUCGUGCAUUCAAGGCUAGUCUUUGUCGUGAGUUCGCCUUAAUUCAAGGUCCUCCAGGAACUGGUAAAACCUUCAUCGGCGUGAAGCUUGUUCAAGCUAUGCUUUCGCGUCGUCAGGAAUUCAACAUUGACAGUGAUGGUCCUAUUUUGAUCAUGUGCUUCACGCAGCAUGUAUUGGAUACAUUUUUGAAAGAAGUUGGACGGUUUACUGAAAACAUAUUCAGGAUAGGCGGACAAUCUCGAAAUGAGUUGCUGAUGGAGCCAGCAUAUAAUGGUCGGAACAGGAUAAAAAAAUCUCACGGAUACGAAUUCGAACUUUGUCGUAACAUAAGAACGCACUUGCUGGAUCUGGAAAAAUCUCUGAGGGAACUGGAGAUCCUGAGAAACGGCGUUUCUUCGGGAGCUGGAAUCUUGUCCGUGAAAGCAUUGCGCGAGUUCGGGUUGCAAAUACCGAACAAAUUCGCUUUGGAUUUUAGUCUGGCCAAUUGGCUGCGUUCCAACCAGCAUCCUGACAAUCUUUCCGAAGAGAUUUUAAAACAAAUUCUGGAAGGCGAGAAUGAAGUUCUGCUUUCCUCCCGGAAGGCAUCGGAUUUCCCUCGGAUUUAUCAAAAGGAAGACUCACCAACAGAAAUCUAUGACUUUGACUUGGGCAUUGAGGAUGAAGCCUCAGCUGAGACACAACGGAGGAAAAUCGAAUCAGUUUACGAUGACCAUCGGGAAACAGUGUUAAUGACAGCCGAACAGGGUAAUGAAUGUAUCCGUCGUCACUUCGAGAUUAUGAAUCUGAGUUUCGAGGAAUCUGUGGAAAACGCUGCGAUGAUCGUGAAUGAAAAUGCAAAGAAGCUGCAAGAUCGUAUUGAAGACUCAAGGGAUGUAACCAUGUUUCGUCUGCUGAAGCUGAUGAAAGCUGAAACUGAUUUGGAACAAAAGAAAAACGCGAGGGCAAGAUUUCAAGCUGAUUCCAUGCUUUUGAAAGUGGCGGCAAACUCGGAACUUUUUAAGCCACCCGAGGAAUUGAUCGGACCUGAGGAAGACUGGAUCAACGCGAAGCCGAAAGCGCGGUGGUUAAUUUAUCGAUAUUGGACAAACCUUUUAUUACGGGAGAUAAGCAAGAAAAUCGAUCAUGGGAUUGAGAAGUACGAGAGAUUGGUUGAAAGAUACAAGGAAGCUCAAGAUCGAGCCUUAUUACUUCAUGCCAUAUCUUCGGAUGUCGUUGGGCUGACUACUACGGCUGCUGCGCAAAAUAUUUCUCUGCUGCAAAAUAUCAAGGCGAAAAUUGUGGUAAUUGAAGAAGCUGCGGAAAUUCUGGAAUCGAAUACCGUGUGCUGUUUGUCGUCCCAUUGCGAGCACCUUAUCCUGAUCGGUGAUCAGCAAUUCAAGCCGUCAACGCAUGAAUUCCAGCUUGCUGGAAACGUCGGACUGGACGUUUCGUUAUUCGAAAGAAUGCUCAAAAACGGCAUUCCGGUCGAACAUUUGCGUCAGCAACAUCGAAUGAGGGCUGACAUUUCAAACUUGAUCAAGCUGAAUGUUCGCGAAGAUCUUCAAGAUCAUGAGAGUGUCGGAAAUUAUGAUGACAUUCUUGGGAUUGACAAAAAUGUGUAUUUUGUCUCACACAACGUCACAGAGGAUGCAGCAAAUAAGGAAUUGACGAGCGAAAGAAACGAGCCGGAGAUGGAGGCCGAAUUUUUGCUUGCAUUGUGUAGGUACCUUCUGUUGCAAGGAUACAAACAUAAACAAAUUGCAAUUCUGGCGGUUUAUUCAGAACAGCUUCUUGUCUUCAAAAAGUUGGUCGCCAGUUUCCCGAUGUGCGGAGAGGUUCGGAUAACCUCGGUUGACAACUAUCGAGGAGAAGAAACCGAUAUCAUUCUAUUGUCAUUCGUGAGGAGCAACUUGGCAGGAAAUGUUGGCUUUUCGAAGACGGACAAUCAUAUUAUUAAUGUUGCUAUGUCGCGAGCCAGGAAAGGAUUAUUCAUGGUUGGAAACAUGGAUGCGUUGAGUUCGGAAAGUGAAUUGUGGAGGAAGAUGAAGCAUGUUCUGGAGAACGAGAAUCAGAUCGGGAGAGCAUUGCCUCUACGUUGUCAGAAUCAUCCGGAUCAAAUAGUCUCCGUCUUCAGACCCGAAGAAUUUCCGGCCAACGGAGGUUGCAUCAGAAUUUGUAACGAAUUGAUUACUUCAUGUGGACAUUUGUGCAAUCGUCUCUGUCACGUGAUGGACAAGGAACACAGGACUGAAGCAGGACUUUGCAAUUGGCCUUGUGAAAGAAAAUGCACCUCGCCGGAAGGCCAUCCGUGUAAAUCCGUAUGUGGGCAGGAACCUUGUCCUCCGUGUACUGAGAAAGUUGAGCGGAAGCUGAGUAUCUGCAAUCAUCUACAAGAAAUGAAGUGUUGCGAAGAUGUCCUUGAGGUUUCGUGUCCCCCCUGCGAAGAACUGGUGGAUUUAAUAUUGCCCUGUGGGCAUAUCGUGAAAGCUCGUUGUCACUUGGAUGGCGAUAUUCUUUGCGAAGCAAAGUGCGAGAAUAUGUUACCUUGCGGUCACCCAUGCCCGAAGACGUGUGACGAGCCCUGCGGCGGCUGCAGGGUUCAGGUUCAAAAAACAAUUCCGGACUGUUCUCAUUCCGUGACGCUGGACUGCUCGAAACUUCCUGAAAGGUCGGAUUGUCGAAAGGAGAUCGAAAUGUUACCGUGCGGACAUAGAUGCGCUGGAAAGCUGUGCUCCAGCAUCUGCAAAACGAGAUGCUCUGUCAUUAUGAACCUUGGGAAGGUCGGAAAGUGUGGGCAUCGAGUGAGACUGCCAUGUGACAUCGUAACCAGCCGCAAAGUUUUGUCUGACGAGGAAGAAAUGGAGUAUUGCGACCAUCCCUGCGGGGCGAUUUUGUCGUGCGGACACAAGUGUGUUGGAAAAUGUUCGGAUUGUCUUCAAGGCAGGAUACAUGUGCCCUGUCAAGAUCCUUGCGGACGAAAACUUGUGUGUGGACACAUCUGCAAGGUUCCGUGUAGUUCCAACUGCCCGCCGUGCAGGGAACAGUGCAGUAAUUCGUGUCCACAUUCUGCAUGCAAGAAGCUGUGCUGGGAGCUGUGCACUCCUUGUAUGGAAAAGUGCGCAAGCGGUUGUCCCCAUAAGCCGUGUAAACGCAGGUGUUCCGAAGAUUGCGGCACAGGCGAUGAUCGAUGCAACGAACCAUGCGCGAAGGUUCUUCUUUGUCAUCACAAAUGCGUCGGACUUUGCGGGGAAAUGUGCCCGCCGUGUCGAGAAUGCUCCGCGGAUAACGUGGAGUUCUUCGAUCUUGUCUUGAACGACGUUAGCGAAGAACCAGACGCGAGAUUCGUCGUUCUUCCCGAAUGCAAUCAUGUGAUGGAAGUUGUUGGAUUGGACAAAUGGAUGCGAAUGUCAUUGGAGGUCAUCGGGCAGAGGGUUUGUCCUCGUUGCACGACUCCGAUAUUCCGUUCUCGUCGCUACAAGGGAGAAAUCAAUGCUGCUCUCAGAAACAUUCAUGCUGUGAAGAAAAAAUUCAUUGAAGGAAGUCUGGACAUACACCUCAAAUUCUGCGACGGAUCCGGGCCAUCAAAUGCAGUGCGGACGAUCUCGAAGGCUUUCUCACAAGAGGCGUUCCUCAGUCAAAUUACUCAUGAAAUUUCGCGCAAGAAACCUCGAGAUCCCGAAGGAAGCAAUACGCGUAUGUUCGAUUUUAGGGAAUUGAACGGAGUGGAAUGCGCGAGUAUUACAAAUUGUCUUGAUCUCCUGGAAGUCAUUGCUGCGUUGUUGGUGAAAUGCAACGAUGAAGACCUGCAUCUUCCAUCAACUUUCAAAUGCCUGUACCGAUCAAAGCUGUGCCGGUUGGCGAGGUUGCUGGUGUCAAGAAAGCUCAGUUUGAACGCGUCUGAUGUGAAAUCAAUUUUCGAGGAAAUCCAGCGUUUCAAUUACUCAUUAAAACUUGAAACGAUGCGAGGGAAAAUCCAUAUGACGGAAGGCAAGCUAUUGAUUUCGAAAACUCAAGCAAUUUUGUCGGACAUCUGCUGUUUCACGGAUGUGAAGGCAGCAAACGUGAGAAGAUGUCUUGAGGAAGCUGCAACAUUUUCCGAAGGUCCGGAUGGGAUAUCCCAUCACGAGAGACGAAUGAUAAUGCAAGCAAUGGGCCAUAGUAGGCGGGGUCAGUGGUUUGCUUGUCCUAGAGGACACAUCUAUCUGCUUGCGGAACGUUGGGAAAUCAAUCACGGUGUCCGAGUUGCAAUGAACGAAUUGGUUGCAGAAAUGGUACUCUGUUGGCGAAAAAUCGGGUUGCAACGGAAAUGGACGGCGCAAAGCUCUGCGGUUGGUCAGAUCCUCAUCCAACUAUAGUUGUGAGGAAAUAAAUUGACAAUCGAUCGUAAAACGGUUCAAAUCUGAGCGAAAUGAAUCCGGCUUCGGAGAUCUUCCAAAUCUUAAGGUUUCUUACAAGAUUUUCUAUUUUUUGAUGAAGUUUACUCAUCAUUUCUGUUCAUUGAGACGGACAUAAUUCAAAAGCAUCGAGUUGGUCGUGUUUAUUUUACAUAUUGUCAGCAUUAGUAUACAAGUCGGUAUAAUUUUUGGAUCCUGAGAUUUUUUGACUGAAAAUGACAGUCAUAGUGCAGUAGCUUGUUCUAGAAUCUAGAGGAUGAUAUGAAUACAGUGCUUUAGAUCGGUUGGUAAUUACAGAAGUUUAAUCCGAUUUCAUCCUUAGGAUUUGUACAUUUUGGGCAUUGUAAGCUCGAGUCUGUAAAGCAAGCCGACUUCCUAAUUUUUCAAAUUUUUUUAUUUUUGUUCUGUUUUGUUUGUUACCCUUUUGGUGAGUGGUGUAUAUUUCGAGCGCAUUAUCCGAUCAACUUGAACUCGUGUGCAUAUGUUUCUGUGGGAAAAACAACGUCGACAAGAAGAUAGUGUGUGUAAAAUUGGCGCGUAAUAAACUUCUGAAAAGAGCACUGAA